Daphnia pulicaria is the source of this 998-nucleotide messenger RNA. RefSeq names its product superoxide dismutase [Mn], mitochondrial-like (gene Sod2). Gene Ontology annotation, biological process: superoxide metabolic process. Gene Ontology annotation, cellular component: mitochondrion. Gene Ontology annotation, molecular function: metal ion binding; superoxide dismutase activity. The transcript has 6 exons. Lineage: Eukaryota; Metazoa; Arthropoda; Branchiopoda; Diplostraca; Daphniidae. The coding region runs from base 16 to 906 and encodes 296 amino acids. The record is from RefSeq and is a predicted model, not a curated record.
GUGCUAAUUACUAAUAUGAACCCCAUGAUUUUUUCCACGGGGGUUUUACACAGAAGUUCAUUACUAAGGUCGAAAGAAAGCUCAUGCAAAAAAUUCACUAUUAAUUUGCUUGGGUUAAUACAGCCGAGAGGCGAGAGCCGACUCUGGAGCGUCCGAGCGGACGACGUUAGUUGUAGUUUUUUUUCGUCGUUGUCGACUACCGGUUCUAUUAUAACGUUUCGAUUUUCAAAACGCCCAGGAGCAACCCAUAAAAUGUUUCGCACGGUUCAGCAGCGAAUGUGGUCAAGAUAUAUGUUUGCACGACCAAAACAUACCUUGCCCGAUUUGCCGUAUGAUUAUAACGCACUGGAACCAGUUAUUUCGGCUGAAAUUAUGCAACUGCAUCAUCAAAAACAUCACCAGACGUAUGUCAAUAUGCUGAACCAAUCAGAAGAAAAAUUCAUGGAAGCAAAAGAAAAGAAUGAUCUAAAAACUAUGAUUUCUCUUGGACCAAUGCUUCGAUUUAAUGGCGGAGGUCAUCUCAACCACUCAAUUUUCUGGCAAAAUUUAUCCCCUAACAGAGGUGAACCUGAGGGAGAACUGUUAGAAACAAUAAAUAAGGAUUAUGGUUCACUUGAGAACUUCAAGAACAUCUUUUCAUCAGCGACAGUAGCAAUUCAAGGUUCAGGAUGGGGUUGGCUAGGGUAUAAUAAAUCCACUAAAACUCUAGCCAUCACCACUUGCUCUAAUCAAGACCCUCUGGAACCUACUACAGGAUUAGUUCCGCUGCUCGGGAUAGACGUUUGGGAGCACGCGUACUACCUUCAAUAUAAAAACGUUCGAGCUGACUAUGUUAAAAAUUUGUUCAAAAUAAUCAACUGGAAAGACGUUUCUUCUCGUCUGGCUUCAGCGAAGCAGUCAUCUUAGAAAUUUUGUUUUCUGAUUCAUAGAAUAUAACAUUAGUUAAGAUUGUAACAGACGAGUGUGUAUGUUGAUUCAAUACAGAAAAUGGGCUAUGA